AUGGGGCUCUCAAUCUCCCGCCUCCUUUCUGGCCUCUUCGGCAAGAGGGAGAUGCGUAUACUGAUGGUCGGUUUAGACGCAGCUGGUAAAACGACCAUUCUGUAUAAGCUGAAGCUCGGCGAGAUCGUGACUACUAUUCCUACGAUCGGUUUCAAUGUCGAGACUGUGGAAUACAAGAACAUCUCGUUCACCGUGUGGGAUAUCGGAGGCCAGGACAAGAUUCGUCCUCUUUGGAGGCAUUACUUCCAGAACACUCAGGCUAUCGUUUUUGUUGUUGAUUCCAACGACCGGGAACGUGUUUCGGAGGCACGCGAGGAGCUACAGCGGAUGCUCAACGAGGAUGAGCUCCGCGAUGCGCUCCUCCUUGUCUUUGCGAACAAACAGGAUCUCCCCAAUGCUAUGAAUGCUGCUGAGAUUACCGACAAGCUCGGUCUACAUGGCCUCAGGCAGAGGACGUGGUUCAUCCAGGCGGCGUGCGCGACCAGCGGAGAUGGCCUCUACGAAGGUCUCGAGUGGCUGAGCGCAAACAUCAAGCGACGGGUGUAG
Sparassis crispa is the source of this 546-nucleotide messenger RNA. Its product is annotated as ADP-ribosylation factor. Gene Ontology annotation, cellular component: plasma membrane; cytoplasm. Gene Ontology annotation, biological process: intracellular protein transport; vesicle-mediated transport. The transcript is spliced from 6 exons. NCBI's taxonomy places the organism in Eukaryota, Fungi, Basidiomycota, Agaricomycetes, Polyporales, Sparassidaceae. The record is from RefSeq and is a predicted model, not a curated record. Gene Ontology annotation, molecular function: GTP binding; GTPase activity. The coding region runs from base 1 to 546 and encodes 181 amino acids.